AUGGCGCAAGAUGCCCCUGCAGACACGGCAGGCCCGUCAUCACCACCGCCUAAAAUGCCAGAUGGCUGGCUUCCUCAGUGGGAGGGGGUUCAGCGCAAGUGGUAUUACGUCCAGCGUGCGACGGGCAAGUCGCAAUGGGACAUCCCAACUGAACCUGUUGUUCUCACCCCAUCGACAACGCCCACAUCCAUCGGCACCGGCCCUUCCCAAGCACCGCCCUCGCGGCCAUCAACAAAUAGCCCCCAGACCAGCGGAUUGAGGGGUACUUUGGCGGAACGAAUUGAAGAUGUGGCGGAUAGUGCGAGAACCUCCGUAGGGAACCGCGCUCAUUAUAUCUCCACAACCAUUACGAGAGUGGCACUGAUGGCGGGCCCGGUCCCUCUGGUGCCUCCGAUUGGUAUCAACAUCAAGGCAAUCAUUACACUGGUCAUUCAUAUGGUCAACCCGUCAAUGGAAAUCAAAGCGGGUAUAUAG
Messenger RNA from Penicillium malachiteum, 474 nucleotides. RefSeq names its product WW domain-containing protein. The record is from RefSeq and is a predicted model, not a curated record. The transcript has 3 exons. Lineage: Eukaryota; Fungi; Ascomycota; Eurotiomycetes; Eurotiales; Aspergillaceae. Bases 1 to 474 code for a protein of 157 amino acids. Gene Ontology annotation, molecular function: protein binding.